This is a messenger RNA of Brenthis ino (lesser marbled fritillary), 1659 nucleotides long. NCBI's taxonomy places the organism in Eukaryota, Metazoa, Arthropoda, Insecta, Lepidoptera, Nymphalidae. The record is from the annotation of a GenBank genome assembly.
AUGAAAUACGUGAUACUUUUGUCCUUGAUAUUGGGAAAUUUUGUGAGGGAUCGUACGCCGGUUGUGAAAGUUAAGGAGGGCUAUUUAAGGGGGAUGGUCAGUGAGGAUGGGAAGAUAUACCAAUACUUUGGGAUACCAUAUGGGAUGGUGACGAAGGAAAACAGAUUUCAGGCGCCGCUACCACCACCCAAAUGGAACGGAAUCUUCGAAGCUAUUAACGAAAAUAUCCGAUGUCCACAAAAAAUGAUAGGCCCAGUUGUUAUGGGACACGAAAAUUGCUUGAAAUUAAAUGUUUACACACCAGGUAGAACAAUCGAAAAAUCUCUUCCAGUAAUGGUUUUCAUUCAUGGAGGUUGCUUUUUAGAAGGUACAGGCUCAUCAUUUAUUUACGGCCCUGACUUUAUCGUACAACAAGAUGUCAUAUUCGUUGGUAUUAACUACAGAUUGAACAUUGAAGGAUUUCUUUGCUUGGGUAUCAAAGAAGCACCUGGUAAUGCGGGACUUAAAGAUCAAAUAGCUGCUCUGAAGUGGAUCAGAGAUAAUAUAGCUGCUUUCGGUGGAAAUCCCAAUAAUGUGACAUUGUUUGGAGAAAGUGCUGGGGCUGUGUCAAUUUCUUAUCUCAUUUUAUCUCCGGCUGCUAAAGGUUUGUUUCAUAGAGCUAUUUUACAAAGCGGAGCCACGAUUGCGCCUUGGGCAAUUCAGCACGAUCCAAUUAAAACCGCCAGUGAUAUAGCAAAAACAUUUGGCUAUUUAGGAAACAACCCACAUCAAAUUUAUGAGGUUUUAUCUAAUAAAUCCAUUCCCGAUUUAAUAUCUGCGAUAAAAUAUACAAAAAAUAGGAUGUUUACGACUGCUCAACCUUUAUUUUCUCCAUGCGUUGAAAAACAUAUCCCCGGAAUAGAGCCGUUAAUUACGAAAUAUCCAACGGAAACAAUAAAAUCAGGAAAUUACACAAAAGUUCCAAUUAUUAUCGGCUAUAAUAAUAAAGAAGGAAUAUAUUUUGCUUCAAAAACUCAUGGAAAUAGCAUAAAGAAAGUAGAUGCGGAGGUCGAUCCGCGUGAUCUCUUCCAAAACGACUUGCAGUUUCCCAACGAAGAAAUAGAAAAUGCAACAAUGACAACUAUUAUGAACAGAUACUUCUCACUAAACAAGGACGAUGCCAUAAUGGAUUUGGUGGACUUAAUUUCCGAUUUGCACAUAAAAUAUCCUACAGCAAUAGAAUCUAAUCUAUACACCAUGACAUCUGACCAGCCAAUUUAUUUCUACCUUUUCAAAUACGAUGGAUACAUAAAUAUGCCGAAAAUAAUAUCUGGUUUCAUAAACAAGCCAGGUGCCUCGCAUGCAGAUGAGCUGAUGUAUCUCUUCAAGCCGCAUACAUUUCCCUUGCCUACCAGAUACUUCGAGUUAGAAAUGAUAAAGCGUAUGGUGACGCUUUGGACCAACUUCGCCAAAUACAGUGAUCCAACACCGAAAACAAAUAAACUGAUACCAAUUCGAUGGAGGCCGAGUCGGUCGUCGAACCCCAUAGGCCUCGUCAUAGACAGACGGCUCACCACAGCGCCUAUGUGGGAUACUGCCACCAUACAGUUCUGGAAUAAUACUUACACUAAAUAUAGAAGAAAAGAUUAUGGUUUUACUAACGAUAGCUUUAGUUUAGUA